Messenger RNA from Juglans regia (Persian walnut), 1266 nucleotides. RefSeq names its product protein FAR1-RELATED SEQUENCE 6-like. NCBI's taxonomy places the organism in Eukaryota, Viridiplantae, Streptophyta, Magnoliopsida, Fagales, Juglandaceae. Gene Ontology annotation, biological process: regulation of DNA-templated transcription. The transcript has 5 exons. Gene Ontology annotation, molecular function: zinc ion binding. The record is from RefSeq and is a predicted model, not a curated record. The coding region runs from base 1 to 1266 and encodes 421 amino acids.
AUGGGUAAAGGAGGUGGUAAAGCACUAAAUGACUACUUUAAGAGAAUUAGGAAAAUGAAUGAUGGCUUUAUUUCCGUCAUGGAUGUGGAUGAUGAGUUUAGAGUUAGGAAUGUGUUUUGGGCUGAUGCACGAAGUAGGGCAGCAUAUGAGUAUUUUGGAGAUGUAAUCACGUCCGAUACAACGUACCUAACAAAUAGGUACGGGAUGCCGUUUGCUCCUUUUGUUGGUGUCAACCAUCAUGGACAGUCCAUACUAUUAGGAGCAAGCUUGAUUUUAAACGAGGACACAAGAUCCCACUCGGCAUUCAACGCAGGGUUGAAGACUGCCAUUCUGAGUGCAGUCUAUGAUACACAGAGUUGCAAACAAUUUGAGGAGAAGUGGGAGCAGUUAAUUCAUAAGUAUGACCUUAUUGAUAAUGUAUGGUUGCAGGGGUUGUACACCGAGAGGUCAUUUUGGGUACCAGUUUACUUGAAAGGUGUAUUCUGGGUUGGUAUGAGUACUACUCAAUGGUCUGAAAGCAUGAACGCCUUAUUCGACGGAUAUGUGCAUUACGGUACGAUAUUAAAAGAAUUUGUCGAUCAAUUUGACAAUGCUCUGAGGAAGAAGAUGAAUGCAAAAUUUAAAGAGGUCCAAGCAGAGGUUUGGGGGAUGCUUUUAUAUAAUCCUACACUUGUCAGCACAGAAGGCAGCAUUUCCACCUUCGAUGUUUUCGAAGAAAUUUCUACACCUGAUGGACAGACCAAAAUUGUGAAGUACAUAGUUUACUUUAAUGAAGACGAAUGCGAAGUUAAAUGCACGUGUGCCCUGUUUGAGAUGAGAGGGAUUCUUUAUAGGCAUGCAUUUAAAAUCUGUCAGAUGAAGUACAUUUAUGUGCUGCUAGAGAAAUAUGUGUUGGAUCGAUGGAGGAAAGACUUAAAGAGAAGAUACACACUGGUUAAGAGUAGCUAUGAUGAUUUACGAGUCAAUGCGAAUGCCCGACAGUAUGACCUCAUCGUUAAAAGAUGUCUAAGAUUUGCGACUCGUGUAUCUCGAAAUGAUGAGCAUGUGAAUGCAUUCUUUCAUCUGUUGGAUGAGUUUGAGCAGAAGGAGACUGCCAAUGAGAAGAAAGGUCCCGAUGGUCAAGAAGGCUACAAGGAAAAGAAUGAAGAAAUAGGUAUUACAUUUUUCAUUACUUACAGGAAUCUUUUUGACGAUGAAUCACAUAAUGUUGACCUCCCGGUGUCAGAAGUUGCUGCUACUGUUGACGAGGUUGUUAUCCUAACCUAG